AUGCUAAAAUUGGAGAUAAAAAUCACGAUUUGGCAGAUUCACCAGUUUCUCCAGGAGUCCGAAAGGUUACAAGAUCAACUACGUGACCUCUUACCAAACACCUUGUGGACACAAACACAGUGUAAAUUACGCAAUUAUUACAAUUGGAAUUUUACGAAGGUGAAAAACAACAAUAUUCGAAAGUUUAACAAUCUACUCAGUCAAUCGAUUGACAAUAAUACGUCAGUUGGUGGUACGAAGAUCUUUAACUUCACGGAUGUCAUUCUUUCUGACCCUGUCCGUAGAAUAUUAACUUUGGAUGGUAAUUUUGGGCUAGUUCCACCACCGAAUAAGUCACCGAUUGUAAAUGUCAUCAAAGACUUCGAAGGUUGUUUAUGUAAGGUUAAAAUAGAUGAUUUCAAUAAUGAUGAACUGAAUGAGUUUAGAAAUAAUUUAAGAGCGAGAGGUGUUAACAUAAUCACUAAUUAUUUAAAGAAUCAGCAUAGAAGAAGAUCAACAAGAGUCAAGGAUCCUAAUAUUAAUAGUAAAGACGUUAAAUUGACUAGAGAUUUUUUAAGAGAGAACGACGACUUAAUAGUGACAAGGUCUGAUAAAGGGAAUGCUACUGUAGUGAUGCGGAAACAAGAAUAUUUGGAUGAAAUGAAUACUAUGGUCACAGAUGAGAGCACUUACAUCAAGACAAGAGUGGAUCCCACUUCAAGAUUACAAACGUCGGCGAAUGCGUUAAUUAAAAAACUUGAAGAUAAAAACUUUAUUGAUGAGAUUAAAGGUAAACAAAUGAGAUCUUACAACGCUUUACCACCCAGGUUAUACGGGUUAAGGAAAACGCAUAAAGUUGGAUGUAAAUUGAGACCAGUAGUAAGUAACAUUGGUUCUCCGGUCUAUGAGAUAUCUAGAUUUGUACAUAAGGUCUUAUCCCCGUAUGUACUGAGUCUCAAGUUCAAUAUGAAGGAUUCAUAUCAGUUUGUUGAUAGGAUCAAAUCGAUUGUCGUAGAUAAUGAUUACCAGCUAAUUUCCCUUGAUGUUGUGUCAUUGUUCACUAAUGUCAAGAGAAGUUUAAUUAUCAAGAUUAUUGACGACCGAUGGGAAGAUAUGAAGGAGUUUGUGGAUUUGGAUCGUGAUCUAUUUAUUGAUCUGGUGAACUUUUGUUUUGAUUCCGGAUAUUUUUUGUUUCAAAAGAAUUUUUACCUACAAAAAGAAGGAUGUGGGAUGGGCAGCCCGGCAAGUCCGUCAAUAGCCAUCACUGCAGUGGAUUUUGUAAUAUCGAAAGCAUUGGAGAAUUUGGACUUUGAGAUUCCAGUUUUAGCAGCGUAUGUUGAUGAUCUUUUCUUAGUGGUUCCAAAGAAUAAGGUGGUUACCGUCUUACAAGUUUUCAAUUCAGUUGAUGCUGACAUUCAGUUCACAGUUGAGAAUGAAGUUGAUGGAAAACUUCCUUUUUUGGAUGCCCUGGUAUGCAGAACAGAUUCAGGUGAACUCAAAACUUCUUGGUAUCAAAAACCUUAUAGUUCUGAGAGAGUGCUGAAUUUUAAAUCUAAUCAUCCUUUAAGCCAGAAGUUAGGUGUAGCACAAGGUUUUUUCAAUAGAGCUAUACGCCUAAGUCAUGAGAGUAUGGUUUCUAUAAGUAUAAACAAAGUUAGACACCUAUUGCUGAAUAACAACUAUCCACGCUCAGUUGUGGAUAAGUGUCAAAAAGUUACUGUUGACAGAGUCAAGAAUAACUUGAGAAACAAUGCUGGUCUUAGAGGGUGGUCGUUCUGCAGGUUUCCAUUUAUAAAGGGUUUAUCACCGAGAAUUGGUUUUCUAUUUAGACCGACCAAUUGCAAAUUGGUAUUUUACAAUGUCUUUAAGGUUAAAGAUUUGUACAGCAGGUUAAAAGAUCCAGUUGAUAAGAUGGAUAGAUCCUUUGUGGUGUAUAAGAUACCUUGCACAUGUGGAAAGGUUUACAUUGGGCAAACGAAACAGAAAUUAAAGAAGAGAUUGUAUCAACAUUCUGUGGACUGCAGACCGGAAAGUUUGUUGAAACCGAACAGGACAGCUUUUAGCAGAUCAUCACUUUGA
This is a messenger RNA of Cotesia glomerata, 2058 nucleotides long. RefSeq lists its product as uncharacterized. The coding region runs from base 1 to 2058 and encodes 685 amino acids. NCBI's taxonomy places the organism in Eukaryota, Metazoa, Arthropoda, Insecta, Hymenoptera, Braconidae. The record is from RefSeq and is a predicted model, not a curated record. The transcript has a single exon.